UACAUGGAUAUAAAUAGGUAGAUGUUACGAAGGUGGAUCUCAUUCAGUUUUAGCUUUCUCUUUUUGUUGAUUGGGUUUGGGAUUUUGGACUUCUGUUGGGAAAUAAGAUUAGGGUUUUGAGGGUUUUUGUUGUUGAAUGUAGGACUGGUUCAAAGGGGCUGUUUUUUUUUUUUAAGAGCAAAAAAAUUUAUUAAUCUUUGAAAACAAAUUACAAAGAUUAAAAGGACCUUAAGUUGGAGGCAUCACAAUGGGGCAAGAGCAAACUAACAAAGGCACCCUCGCACAUGACAAUCAGGAGGGCUGGCUUACUUAUGUAAAUCGGUAUUCGACCCAUUUUAGCUAAACAAUUUGUCGAUUGGGGGUCUGAGCUUUUGGUCUUUCUUUAGAAUAUUUGGUUAGGGUUUUAAGGUUUUUUUCUUGUUGAGAUUAGGAGAUGAUUUAAAGACGGCUCAUAUAGCUUAGUAAAUAGGUAUUCAAGUCCUUGUUGAGGAUUGUAGUUAUAUUAGGCUUGUCAUUUUGGACUUCUACUAGGAUAGAAUAGAUGGUCUUUAUUCAUUUCCAGACAACCAAACCGAGCUAGCACUGUUCAGUAUUCUUCAUUGAAUCAUUUUCUGUGCUGUUCCAUGUGGAGAUUCCUUUUUUUACAUUGAACUAUGUUCUUAUCUCAUUGCGUUAGUCAUUUUUGUGAUCAUACAUUGAGUAGUUUGGAAUGAACUUCACUUCUUUUUGUUUUGGGUUCCUGCAGUACAGGUGUUCGUCCACAAAGCCACGCCUUUGAAGGCAGCACCUGAUAUACCAGGAUUUAAUUCUCCUCCUCCUGUAUUCACAUCACUGUGUCUUAACACAUGAGGAAGAAAUUAUCUCGACAGGCCUCAAUGCCCUCAAUUGCCUACUGCAGAAUUAUCUCAACAGGGUGCCAGAGCCAAGAAAAUUGAUGUACUUUCAGACAAAUAUCAUAGACCCACAACCUGAGAAAGUCGUGCAUUGGUCCCUUGCACUAAGAAAGAACGUGAUAGCAUGGGCUCUAGUCCCUCAGGAGGUAUUGAUGAAGGCUUGGUGGAUCCUUUGGAGGUGGACCUUACAGACUCUGCUCAUUCAGCCGGUUUAUGUAUGAUGCAUUCGGAAGAUAUGCCCCAUUUGUUGACUGAUUCUACUAAGUUGCAUGGCCUGGAACAAAAAAUUGACUGCGAAAAGGAUACAGGACAAGACACAGAGAAGGCGUUGGGUGGUUUUCAAUCCACGUUAGAGCAAGCUAUGCAGGAACUUCCAGGAAAGUCCUCAUUUGAGGAUAAUCCUGUUGAAACUUAUAAGCAGGUAGGCUGUGAGAUGCCUUCUGUUGUAUACCCAAAAGUUGAAUCUGAUUUGCAGGAUCCCCCUUGUGGACCCUCACUCUCACAGCACGCAGGAGCUGCGCACGAGGAGGUACUGCAUUACGCUUCACGGUUUAGGCUAGAACCUUUGCAGUUUAUUAGGGAAAAUGAAUAUUGUGGCGAGACCAUGAGAGAAGCCUUAAACAAACCUGUUGAGAAUAUGAUCCUGCACGAUCCCAAGGGUCAACAACAUUGUGGCAUGCAUAGACACUGUCUUCAGUUUGGAGAGGCCCAACUGAAUAAUGCAGCAAAUAGCCCUAGUUUUUGGAGUCCAUCAAAUAUUGGAUCUAGUUCAAAUUUACCUGCUAAUUCUGGAGACCCCAAGGUUCUAGAAACAUCUUGUGUUGAAGUAAGAGCAAACUCUGGCGGCAGGCAGCUUAUUGGGCCGAACCAACCAACAAUUCCCAUUAGUUCUCCUACAAAUGGCAGACAUUCUUGCUCAACAGUUCCCAGGCCAUCAGGUAUCGGCUUACACUUGAACAGCAUCAUCAAUGCCAUGCCAUAUCCUCGUGGUACUACUGGAACUGGAAGCAUGAAAUCAUCUGAGAGAGGUUACCUGAACAUAGAAGGGAGGAAGUUAGUGUCCAUAACAGGCUGUCAUCAACCAGAAAUCACAACAAAGAGCUUAGAUGUACCCAAUGUGAGAGAGAAAGCUUCAGCAAGCAGUGAAGAUGGUAGUCAUCGAAAUGAGUCCUCAGCAACAACAGGCUCUCUUGCUUCUCCGUCUCCCGACAUUGUGAAAUCAUUAUAUGUUCCUAUAUUGUUGAAGCCAUGUGAAUACGCCACUUCACGUGACAAAAGAAAAUCCAUCUCUAAACAAGCCGAUGCUGUUGGGGAAUUGAGCCCAUCAAGUACCAAAAAAAGAAGGAAGAAGGCAUCAGCUGCUAAUGAUGGUGAUGGUUGCAAGCGUUGCAAUUGUAAGAAGACCAAAUGCUUGAAACUUUACUGUGACUGUUUUGCUGCUGGAAUUUAUUGCGCUGAACCUUGUGCUUGCCAAGGGUGCUUUAAUAGGCCUGAAUAUGAAGAUACAGUUCUUGAGACUCGACAACAGAUUGAAUCCCGGAAUCCACUCGCAUUUGCUCCAAAGGUUGUACAAUGUAUCACCAAGUCUCCUGCUAACAGCAAUGUGGAAGAUAGGAAUGCUUCAACACUGUCCUCAGCGAGGCACAAAAGAGGUUGCAAUUGCAAGAAGUCAAUGUGUUUAAAAAAAUAUUGCGAGUGCUAUCAGGCUGAUGUUGGAUGCUCUAAUGGUUGCCGGUGUGAAGGAUGUAAAAAUGUGUAUGGAAAAAAGGGUGACUAUGGCAUGACUGAGGCUGUGUUCAGACUCGAAAGCUCAUUUGAGGAUAAGCUGGAGAUGUUUGCAAGCCAAGAUGGUUUAUUGCAGACUGAGAUGUGUGAUCCUUACAACUUGACACCUCUGACACCAUCAUUCCAGUUCUCUGACCAUCGAAAGGAUGCGUCAAAAUCCCGGUUCUCUACCCGAAGAUGCCUCCCAUCACCUGAAUCCAAUAUUACUUUCUUGCCACCCUAUGGAAAGUCGCCGGUUUCCGAAAAUUCUCAUAGUCAUGCCCUGUUACUGAAAGAUAUGAAAAACAUUGUAGACGUAUCUUCUCAUCAGGACUUGGAUUAUAGCAAUGGAGAGGCCAUAGAUGAAUUCUCAUUGGGAUAUGAUGGCCUUCUCGAUUCAUGUGAUCUCAGUACAUUGCCCAAUCUUCCAUCGUCAGUGAAUUCCCAUUGUUGGCGGAAUACACCAAUCACUCCUGUUACUCAAUUUAGUAGGACCCAACUUAUUCGGGCAGUUGAUUCUGAUGAGAAGCUUCAUGAUGUACUGGAAGAUGACAUGCCUGACAUACUGAAGGAUGAUUCUACCCCACUCAAAGCGGUUAAAGUUAGCUCCCCCAAUAAAAAGCGUGUUUCUCCUCCGCGUAGUAGCCGGAAGUUCAUAUUGCAAGCUGUGCCUACUUUCCCUCCUCUUACGCCAGGCGUUGACUCCAAAGACAGCAGCAGUCAGAAUAUGAAUGAUCCUCAAGAUUGUAGUAGCAAGACAUGACUCUAAAUGGAGGGAUUCUAGUGAAGAUGUGUGCGAAGGCUUGAUGCACAAAGAUGAAAAGUUCCGCAACACUGCUGCAAUUUCUUUGUAUGAAGUCUCUUCUGUUUCUUUCAUUUUCACAUUUCAAUCUCCCUCUAUUCAAUCCCUAGAAUCACUUCUCGACUUGGAUAUUGCUGGCAAUACCCUAUCGAAUCCUAUGCCCACUUACAGUGAAAGGAUGAAUGAAGUACUUAUCUGGUGAAUAGUAGGCAAUUUUUUCCAAAUAAGUCCUAUUUUUGAAGAGUCUGGAGAGGUUUAUAGGGCUACUACUUCAGCAACUCUUCUAUCAUGUUUGGGCUACCAUCUUGGCUCCACCAUUGUUGUCUUUGCUCUCUCAUUUGUUUCAAGCAUGAGUACACUUUCAUGGAAGUUUUAGCACCAUUCGAAUAAAAUCACGAACUUGUGUGCAUA
Messenger RNA from Rhododendron vialii, 3870 nucleotides. RefSeq lists its product as uncharacterized. The coding region runs from base 1018 to 3420 and encodes 800 amino acids. The transcript has 12 exons. The record is from RefSeq and is a predicted model, not a curated record. Lineage: Eukaryota; Viridiplantae; Streptophyta; Magnoliopsida; Ericales; Ericaceae. Gene Ontology annotation, molecular function: DNA-binding transcription factor activity.